Molecule: messenger RNA, 801 nt
Organism: Arxiozyma heterogenica
Lineage: Eukaryota; Fungi; Ascomycota; Saccharomycetes; Saccharomycetales; Saccharomycetaceae
Gene: URA3
Product: orotidine-5'-phosphate decarboxylase
Exons: 1
Coding region: 1-801 (266 amino acids)
Biological process (GO): 'de novo' UMP biosynthetic process; 'de novo' pyrimidine nucleobase biosynthetic process
Molecular function (GO): orotidine-5'-phosphate decarboxylase activity; orotate phosphoribosyltransferase activity
Source: RefSeq, a predicted model, not a curated record
AUGUCUAGUUUAACAUAUGAAGAGAGAGCAGCCAAACAUCCAAGUCCAGUUGCCAAAAGGUUGUUAGAAAUCAUGGCUAUAAAGAAGACCAAUCUGUGUGCAUCCUUAGAUGUCCGUACCACUUCAGAACUAUUAUCUAUUGUAGAACAAGUUGGUCCAGAUAUUUGUCUUUUGAAGACACAUGUGGAUAUCUUAGAUGAUUUCAGUAUGGAAGGCACAAUUAAGCCAUUGAAGCAAUUAGCUGAUAAGUAUAAUUUCUUGAUUUUUGAAGAUAGAAAGUUUGCUGAUAUUGGUAACACAGUGAAAUUACAAUAUUCUUCAGGUGUCUACAAAAUUGUUCAAUGGGCCGAUAUUACCAAUGCACACGGUGUCACAGGUGAAGGUAUUGUUAAAGGUUUGAAGGAGGCGGCAAAGGAAAACACAGAUGAACCUCGUGGUUUAUUGAUGCUUGCUGAACUAUCUUCGAAGGGAUCUUUAGCACAUGGGGAAUAUACAAAAGGCACUGUGGAGAUUGCCAAGAGUGAGAAAGAAUUUGUUUUUGGAUUUAUUGCACAAAGAGAUAUGGGUGGUAGAGAGGAAGGUUUUGAUUGGUUAAUUAUGACACCGGGUGUUGGUUUGGAUGACACUGGCGAUGCUUUAGGACAACAGUAUAGAACAGUGGACGAUGUUGUGUCCACUGGUUCGGAUAUUAUUAUUGUCGGUAGAGGUUUAUUUGGUAAGGGUAGAAAUCCAACAGUUGAAAGCCAACGUUAUAGAAAGGCAGGAUGGAAAGCAUACUUGAAGAGAUGUGAUAAGAAUUAG